AUGAUCCGCCGCUAUCCCACUAUCUUCAAGCUCUUCUCUAUCCCCAAUCCUCCUACUCCGUACGUUCCAAGUUCCACGCUGCCAGCCCUCUCUCUCAGCUUUGCGUCCCUCACCCCUCCUGCUGUAGCCCUUGCUAAAAAGGAGUCUGCUCUUAAGAAAUCUAUCCCUGCCUGUCAACUUCUGCUCCCCCGCCUCUGCAAUGACCAUCUGGAUAAGUUUAAAGUUGUGGAAGCUUCUUAUGGGCGCGCUCUUGAGCUUGUUUCGUGGGACAACAGUUUGGCCAAAGCUUUGCCAUGGCAUGAUGAGGACGAGUCUCUGGAGCUGAUAGUUGACAGGCCGUUGAAAUUCAAACAUCUAAGACUGAGGAAAGAGCUGAAUAUUAAGAAGUGGCAUCAUGAUUAUCUGAUAAAGUUUAAGGAAUUUUUGGAUGUGUGCCCGUACAUUAGUAAUCUGAAAGAAUUGGUGAAAGAAUUGAUAAGGGCGGGGAAGACAGCUUGUGGUGUGGUGAGGGAGGUGUUAGGGAUGACUAUGGAGUAG
This is a messenger RNA of Salvia miltiorrhiza (redroot sage), 537 nucleotides long. Its product is annotated as protein WHAT'S THIS FACTOR 1, chloroplastic-like. Gene Ontology annotation, molecular function: RNA binding. NCBI's taxonomy places the organism in Eukaryota, Viridiplantae, Streptophyta, Magnoliopsida, Lamiales, Lamiaceae. The record is from RefSeq and is a predicted model, not a curated record. The coding region runs from base 1 to 537 and encodes 178 amino acids. The transcript has 2 exons.